CCCUCCUUCUUCCCGCCUUCCGCCGCUCCUCCCCAGUAGCCCGUUAUAGUGCGUGAGGGGGCGGGAACAGCGGCGACUUGGCCGGGGAACGAGGAGAGAGGCGAAAGAAGCGGAGGAGUCCCGGACCGGUCAGCUGCGCGCAACAGAUCCUUGAUUCCUAGCUGAAUUACUACCCUUUGGCUCAAGAUGCCAGCCGCGAUUGGAGGCCCUGUGGGAUACACACCACCAGAAGGGGGCUGGGGCUGGGCUGUAGUUGUCGGUGCCUUUAUCUCAAUUGGCUUUUCCUAUGCAUUUCCUAAAUCCAUCACAGUAUUCUUCAAAGAAAUAGAGCAAAUUUUUAACGCAUCUAGCAGCAAAGUGUCCUGGAUCUCUUCCAUUAUGCUUGCAGUAAUGUACGGAGGAGGUCCCAUUAGCAGCAUCCUAGUGAAUAAAUAUGGCAGUCGUCCAGUAAUGAUCGCAGGCGGCUGUCUGUCAGGAUGCGGUUUGAUUGCCGCUUCCUUCUGUAAUACCGUGGAAGAGCUUUACUUCUGUGUUGGAGUUGUGGGAGGUCUUGGACUUGCAUUUAAUUUAAACCCGGCCUUGACUAUGAUUGGCAAGUACUUCUACAAGAGGCGCCCACUGGCUAAUGGACUGGCGAUGGCUGGCAGCCCUGUAUUUUUAUCUACAUUGGCUCCCUUGAAUCAAAAGUUUUACAGCAUUUUUGGGUGGAGAGGGAGCUUCUUAAUUCUUGGGGGCCUUUUGUUAAAUUGCUGUGUUGCUGGGUCCCUGAUGAGACCAAUAGGGCCCAAACCAGGCCAGCAGCAGAACGAAGUUAAUAAAGAAGUGCUGCAGGAGGCUGGUAAAUCUGGGGGAAAAGAAGAAGGCGCAGGAGAUGUCAACACAGACCUUCUUGCUGUGAAGACAAAAAAACAGAAAACCACCAUUUUCCAGACUGUGAACAAGUUCUUGGAUUUGUCUCUCUUCACGCACCGUGGAUUCUUGCUGUAUCUUUUCGGCAAUGUGGUCAUGUUUUUUGGAUUGUUUACCCCAUUAGUCUUCCUAAGUAAUUAUGGGAAGAGUAUGCAUUUCUCUAACGAGUCUUCUGCCUUUUUGCUGUCCAUUCUGGCCUUUGUAGAUAUGGUUGCCAGGCCAUCCAUGGGCUUGGUAGCAAACACCAAAUGGGUGAGGCCCAGGGUGCAGUAUUUUUUUGCGGUGUCUGUGAUCUACAAUGGUUUGUGCCACCUUUUGGCUCCUUUAUCUACAACCUACGCUGGAUUUUGCAUCUAUGCUGGCUUCUUUGGAUUUGCCUUUGGCUGGUUGAGCUCUGUCUUGUUUGAGACACUGAUGGAUCUAGUUGGGACUCAGCGGUUCUCCAGUGCUGUCGGUUUAGUGACUAUUGUGGAAUGUUGCCCUGUGCUUUUGGGCCCACCUCUCCUAGGUCAGUUGAACGACAUGUAUCAUGACUACAAAUAUACCUACUGGGCCUGCGGCAUCAUCCUGAUAAUCUCUGGGAUCUUCCUGUUCAUUGGGAUGGGCAUCAACUAUCGACUUUUGGCUAAAGAGGCGAAGACCGAGGCCAAGCAAAAGGCUGAAGGGAAAGAAGAGGAAACCAGUAUUGACGAGGCUGAAAAACAAAAAGAGCCAAGCAAUGACGUGGCCAACCUGCCUCAGAAAACCACAGAAGAUGGUAUAAAAGAGGAGGAGAGCCACAUGUGAAGGACUGGUAUUUCAAGUCCAAUAAGACAGGAUAAAAUAUUAUCAACCUGAUAUGUUAUAUUUGGAUGGGGGAACACUACUGAUUGUGAGCAGUGGUGAGAAGGGUAAAAAUCAUUUUUUUAAAAAACAAAGCUACAAAUUGUGUGUAUCAGCAUUUGACAGGAGUGAACAGAGCUCAGUGGGCAGUGCCAUCUUUUUAUUGGGCUGGGUGGGAAGGGAGGGGAAUUUUUAUACUCUAGCUUUUUAAACUGUAAUGUGAACGUACUAAUACGUGCCUUAGAGCUUCCACAUUUAGGCUAUUUUGGCAAAGCCUUAACUCCAGCCUACAAAGUGUUCUCUUUGAAGGUUUAUAGUCUGCCCAGGCCAUCUCCAUUAAGUCUAUCUGGCUUCUUUUAUUCAGUAGGCUCUCGAGGUUGGGUGUUAAAUGAACACCAUUUCAAAAUUUUCCAGAACACAUUGCUGCCAGAAUCGUGGCAGAAUCGGAUGUGGUGUGUGUGUGUGUGUUUGUGUGUGUGUGUGUAGCGCGGUGGGGAGAGACUGGUGGGUGUUGAUGAAACAGCUUUUCAGUUCUGACAUUUCUGGAUGACAGGGUCAAGCUGGCUGCAAUGCGUGGCUAGCAUCUUUUGAAAAUAAUUUCUAAUACAGGAUUUCUAAAUCUCUUCCUGAUUAAAUCUGAGGUCUGAGGAACUGGGUAAAAUACGUGCUGUUGUCACUUAACUUAUUAUGUAGUCAAACCUACUUUUUAAACAACGUUAUGCCUCUGGCUGCCAUUGGCUGAGUAAGUUUGUCUUGACAGAAUAAUACAAAAUGAAAUGACUUUUAGUGCAAGACAGUGAGCUGAUUCUGAAGAGCUUGCCUUAAUUGUCAAGAUUUUAACCUUUUAACAAUCUCUCAGAAUGAUUCUGUGCCUAAAUUAGCCAGGUCCAUUAGAAAGCAAAUCCCAGUGAAAUUGUAGUGUCUCACUUCCAAGUACAUGUCUUUAGGAUCAGACUUGUCCUCUUCAUCAAUGCCACUCUUACUGCUAUUUCGCUGCUCUCCAACUCUGCUGCUUUCAGUUCUGAUGCUAAUUACUACCUAAGCAAAAUUCUGAUAUUCCGCUCUGUGCUCUCGAAUGCUAGCUAACAGAGCAGAUACUGCUAAGAUAUCAAUAUCCUUGACUUCAUUCUGGAUAUGAUUUUGCAUUAAUAACAUCUGAUCUUGUUCUAAUUAGUGGGAAAAAUAGCUUGUUGAGGAUCAGUUUAUAUUUCCCUCUGGACCGCCCAGAUGGAGGCAUCACUACUUGUUCCCAGCCUAUUUAUUCAUGAUAGGCUUAAGAAUAUGAAAUGAUACUUAACUGCUCAGAUGCAAGACAUUUGUCUGAAAAAAGAUGGGAAAAUCCUGUGUGUAUGUCGUGAAAAUCAAAAUUUACAUGCAAGAGUAAGAGAGCAGUUUCCCUGCCACAACCAAUUUUACUAAAAGUUAAUCAGUGACAUUCACUACUUUUUCAAAUAAAUUAUUUUGGACAAUUCUGCCCUCCCCCAACACUUUCUGCACCUGUUUCUGUUGUAUUUAACCUCCCUUUUGCCACAUUCCAAGAUGUGUGUGUGCAUUAUUACUUUCUGUGUCUGCUUGUGAGGAUUAAAAUAAAAGUCACCCCUUUUUUCCAAAGUAAGUUUAAUUUCAUUAAGGUGUGUUGCCAUGAGUCACUCAGUCCUAUGAGAGCUAGUUAGCUGUAGGGGAAUAAUUUGCAGAAACACAAUUUCAGGUCUUCUCUUGGAAGGUAGCAGAUGCUCACUUCAUAAUGUGCCUGCUGAAGAGAAUAAUGUUAUGUUGAUCUCAUACUUAAAAAAAACCUGUAUCACAUUCAAACACCGUGAGACUGGAACUAAAUACCUGGGAUUCUUAGCUAGCAUCACACAAAUAUGGACCUGUCUCCUCAUCUGGUAACCUCCUGUAGCACCAAACGUAUGAUGUGGUAACCCUGUGCUUCUAGCUGCUGUGUCUGCAGUAUUUCCCCCCCUCUUUUUCUCUACAGUUUUUACUGUACUAUAAUAAAAUGUGAUGGAAUGAAUAGUUGGUUCAUUACUGUGGGCCAGUUUCAUUGGCUGCAGGUUGAAAGUGCUGAGACACGCACUGUUUGGUGGUAUCUCAUUGCAUGUUUUGUAUUGCUAGUUGUUGCCAGAUGAAAGGAGGAAGAAGAGACAUAGGUCUGUUGUGUUUGAGGGCAGCCACAUAUCCUCUGCAAAUGUGAAGGUCUAGUCUCAGUGUUGAAGCAAGUAGUAUGUUGCUGUGCUUCAUUUGUCGUCUUUAGGAUGCUGAGAAACUAAAACUCAAUCUUGUACUCUUUUUGAGUAGCUCUUUUGUGGAAUGGGGAGACUCUGGCCUGAUAGGAACCAAAUUAUUUGUUGGUCUCUUGUAACUUAUCUUCCUGUAAACUGCUGUUUCUUUCCAGACAGUGACAGCUGAAACACUAACAGGUAGUUCUAAUGUUGUUGUUGCUGUUUCCUUCGCCCUGAUCAGAGAAGACUGCUUCAGGACAAUAUCCAAUAACAUUCAUAUCAUCUCUGUAGUAAUGUUAGAUGACUUCCCCUGUGUAGUUUAAGUUUAGCAUUGUAUAAUUCACCAGAAAUAUAGGAUGUUUCCUUGUAGGGAACCAUUUUCUUCCUAGGGGCAGGAUUGCUGUCGUGCAAGAAUUUCUAACACCUGUAUUUGCAGUCCUGUCUGCAAUUAGCAAAGCCAGUGCUGAUCUAUGAUGGGCUUCAGUUUCAGCAGUGGCAGGUUGGAGGACCCUCAUAGGCUUCUCAGUAAUAGCACUGUCUUGUGAAUGUCAUCUUGUGAGGAGAUGCUGCAGAUUAUCUCUAAAAUCUUACUUUGGUAAAGGGAUUGUGUUACGGAAUCCAUAUAAGCAAACAAGUUUUAGAAGAAUGAGUGACAUAAGUGCAGUUGUGGGCUUUCUCCCAGACAGGCCUUUAUGCUAGGUGGUUUGUGUUUUAUUAUGAGUGUUGAAGUGAACUGGAGUACUUUGUUUAUCCUUUAGAAUUAAUAAAUCAAACUGUUUUAAACUCUUCAGUGUUUGCAAGAAGGUCCAUGCAGACAUAUAGUUAAAUACUAAUUCCCCACCAUAAUUCCCAUCUGUUAAAGGAUAGAACUUUGAUAAGAAGUUUUACCUUCUGACCUGCCUCCACUGUGUGUCGUGGAAAUUUUUCAUUCAGAGAACUGACAUUCCCAUAAAAUACUUGCCUUGUUAAAGCUCAUACUGAGAAGAGAAUGUUUUUAAUAUUGCAGAGUCCCUGUAUGCUUAGAAAACUAUGCAAAUAGUAGUGUUGGUAAAUGGUCCAAAAUGGUUAGUAUGAAUUUAGCUGAACAAAUAAGAUUUUAUUUUUUCCAUCCAAAUAUAUAGAUUUUGACAAGUGACCUUCCCUUUGUAAAAAGUUUCUGAAAACCCCUUAACAGUAUUACCCAAUGCACUGUGAAGUACACUAUUCUGUUGUCUUGGCUGAUGCAGUUAGUUACUUUUUAUUUUGUAAUUGCAUUCUGCUCUAAAAUUGUGUAAAAGGACAGGUCAGGAUAUUUUCAUACUUUAGAAUGUGUUUAUAAAGCCAAUAGACUAUUUUGUAUAAACAGAUUUUAUUGUACUGUAUUGAACUGUGAUGUUGUCAAACCAGUUUAUUAUGUUGAAAGUUUCACUUGUCAGGAGUUCAUAGCAACUGGUCCACAUGCAAUAAACUAACCAUUAAAACUG
Messenger RNA from Sphaerodactylus townsendi, 5416 nucleotides. RefSeq names its product solute carrier family 16 member 1 (gene SLC16A1). Gene Ontology annotation, biological process: transmembrane transport; monocarboxylic acid transport. The transcript is spliced from 5 exons. The record is from RefSeq and is a predicted model, not a curated record. Gene Ontology annotation, molecular function: monocarboxylic acid transmembrane transporter activity. NCBI's taxonomy places the organism in Eukaryota, Metazoa, Chordata, Lepidosauria, Squamata, Sphaerodactylidae. Gene Ontology annotation, cellular component: membrane. The coding region runs from base 187 to 1695 and encodes 502 amino acids.